Lutzomyia longipalpis is the source of this 3325-nucleotide messenger RNA. Its product is annotated as thymus-specific serine protease-like. NCBI's taxonomy places the organism in Eukaryota, Metazoa, Arthropoda, Insecta, Diptera, Psychodidae. Gene Ontology annotation, biological process: proteolysis. The transcript has a single exon. Gene Ontology annotation, molecular function: dipeptidyl-peptidase activity; serine-type exopeptidase activity. The record is from RefSeq and is a predicted model, not a curated record. The coding region runs from base 25 to 1458 and encodes 477 amino acids.
AUCGGAAAAUAAGUUUCAGUGAAGAUGAAGCUUGGAAAGAAAUUUCUUCUGUGUUUCCUAAUACUAUUUCUUGGAUUUAGUAAAGUGUUUUCUCUUAAAUGGAAAAUUUUUCAAAAUCUCCACGGUCCACCACCACCUCCAGCGGCUAAAAGUAGCCCCAGAGUUGUUAGAGAAGGAUGGAUAGAGCAACAACUGGAUAACUUUGACGAUUACAAUAAUGCAACGUAUCAAAUGAGAUACUUAGCCAACGACGAAUUCUAUCAAUCUGGAGGACCUAUCUUCAUUUUCGUAGGUGGAGAAUGGGAAAUAGCACCGGAUUUUAUCAUCGGUGGGCACAUGUACGACAUGGCAAAGGAGAUGAAUGGGUACAUGUUCUACACUGAGCAUAGAUUUUAUGGACAGAGCCGUCCAACACCAGACACGUCUUUUGAGAAUCUUCAAUAUCUCCACAUUAAUCAAGCCCUUGCAGAUCUGGCUCAUUUCAUUCGAACUAUGAAGCAAGAAAUUCCUGGAGCUUCUAGUUCUGGCGUUAUCCUUGUUGGAGCUUCGUAUUCAGCAACAAUGGUUACAUGGUUUAGACAGAGAUAUCCAGAACUGGUUAAUGGAGCUUGGUCUUCAAGUGCUCCACUUCUUGCUCAAGCAGAUUUUUCUGAAUACUUUGUAAUCGCAGGACAAUCAAUAAGGAUUGUUGGAGGAGAUACCUGCUACAAUGCUAUGGAAGAAGCCUUUAAGGAAAUGCAACGCCUGAUUGACGUUGAAGAAUUUGAUAUUUUGUCAGAAAAAAUGUAUCUCUGCUCCCCUUUAGCUAACAAUCAAGACGAUAUUUCUGUAUUCUUCAAAUCACUUGCCGGUUUAAUGGCACCUGUUGUGCAAUAUCAUACACCUGGAGUAAUUGAGGGAGCUUGUAACCUCAUUCUGAAUGCAGAAACUCCUAUUGACGGUUAUGGAGACUUGGUUAGAUUAUUAUUCGGAGAAUGCUGGUAUGCUGACAAUCAAGGAUUCAUCGAACAGUACAGAAAUCCUACGUGGACUACAGACAUUACCCGUCCAUUUGUUUAUCAACAAUGCAACGAAUAUGGAUGGUUUCAGACAACCAAUGCUCCUGAUCAACCAUUCGGAUCAAAUAUUCCACUUGAUUUUCAACUACAAUGGUGCCAUGAGAUCUUUGAUGAAUCCUUCUACAAUGAAUCCAUCAAGUACAACGUCUACGUAACGAACCUCAACAACAAUGGACUUAAUCCUGUAAUAACGAACGUUUAUUCAACGCACGGACAAAUCGACCCGUGGCGAUCAAUGGGAGUACAAGAGAAUGUUAAUUCCUUCGCCCCUGUUGUCGUCAUUCCAGGGGCUUCACAUUGCAUGGAUCUGUACUCAAUCAGCCCUACUGAUACUCCCGAAAUGAUAGCUAGUAAACAGAGAACAACAUCCCUCGUAAGGCAGUGGUUAAUGAUAUUCUAACUUUUAUUUUUUCAAGAAAGAUUAAUUUUAAGCUUUAAGAAUAAAAAAAAAGAAAAUAAGAAAAUUCUUUCAAUCAAUGACGAAGCUUUUUGGAAGACAUUCAACAUCAAUGAUGUCGCAACUCACAUUGCUUAUCACUGACUGAAAAUUCUCCUAAAUAUCAGGUCAUAAAUCUCCUAAAUCUUCAUCCAAAUCCCAUGUAUCUCAAGAGCCCUUGUGAUUGAUAAUUUUCCAUUUGAUUGUAUUUCUUUGAGUAUAAAAUGAAAGGCAGUUUAUCAGAGUUUUGUCAGUUUGAAGAAAACUUUCCUGUACUCAAGAUGAAAGAGUUGGCAAAGUUAAUUUGUUUCAUUUUCUUUACGUUUCUAUUGAGUGAAGUUAAGUGCAAAACAUGGGGGAGUUUUUACAAAGAAAUCUACAGAGGACCACCACCACCUAGCCCUAAGAGCAAUCCCAGAGUUGUUAGAGAAGGAUGGAUAGAGCAGUUAGUAGAUAAUUUUGACGAAUACAAUAAUGCAACAUAUCAAAUGAGAUACUUGGCUAACGAUGAAUUUUAUCAACCUGGUGGGCCUAUCUUCAUCUUUGUCGGAGGAGAAUGGGAAAUAACACCAGAUUUUGUAAUUGGUGGCCAUAUGUAUGAUAUGGCAAAAGAAAUGAAUGGAUAUCUCUUCUAUACUGAGCAUAGAUUUUACGGACAAAGUCGACCUAGUCCUGAUACAUCCUACGAAUACCUUCAAUAUCUCCACAUCAAUCAAGCUCUUGCAGACCUAGCUCACUUUAUCCGAACUAUGAAACAAGAAAUUCCCGGAGCUUCUAGUUCAGGCGUUAUCCUUGUCGGAGGAUCCUAUUCAGCUACAAUGGUUACGUGGUUUAGGCAAAAGUAUCCAGAACUGGUUAAUGGAGCUUGGUCUUCAAGUGCACCGCUUCUAGCUCAAGCAGACUUUGUGGAAUACUUCGAAACAAUCGGUCAGUCAAUAAGAACUGUUGGUGGUGAUGCCUGCUAUAACGCCAUUGAAGGAGCUUUCCGAGAAAUGGAACGCUUAGUUGAAGACGAAGAUUUUGAGACACUAGCUGAAAAAACGAAUAUGUGCUCAACUCUAGAAAAUAAUCCGGAUAACAUUGCAGUUUUCUUCGGAACUGCUGCUAUUUUUAUUGCACCUUUAGUUCAAUAUCAUCGGCCAGGUGACAUUGAAUGGGCUUGCGCAACAAUAAUGGGACAAGAGAGUAAUAUUGAGGGUUAUGGAGAAUUUAUAAGACAAACCAUUGGGGUUUGUUGGGAUGCUGAUUACGACGAAGCUAUUCAGUACUAUGCGAAUACUGAAUGGUCUCCUGAUAUCUCAAGACAAUGGUUGUAUCAAACUUGCAACGAAUUCGGUUGGUUUCAGACAUCUGGAUCUCCUGAUCAACCUUUCGGAUCAAUGUUUCCCGUUGAGAUGAACUUCCAAAUAUGCCAUGAUGUUUUCGGUGAUAGCUACUACAACGAAUCCAUCAACUACAACAUUUACAUAACUAAUCUGAACAACAAUGGACUCAAUCCGGUCAUUACGAACGUUUAUUCAACGCACGGACAACUGGACCCAUGGCGACCAAUGGGAGUACAAGAGAAUGUUAAUUCUUUCGCUUCUGUUGUCGUCAUUCCAGGGGCUUCACAUUGUAUGGAUCUGUACUCAAUAAGCCCUGAUGAUAGCCCCGAAAUGAUAGCCAGUAAGCAGAGAACAACAGCCCUCGUACGACAGUGGUUGAUGAUAUUCUAAUUAUUUUAUGUAUUCAAAUUAAACAAAAAUCAAUUGAUCAUUCCUGCUUUAUCAACGAACAUUCUACAACCAAAAUCAGACCUUCCGGUUAAUAAAACUUACAAUUCAUUGAUGUU